Molecule: messenger RNA, 4841 nt
Organism: Heterocephalus glaber (naked mole-rat)
Lineage: Eukaryota; Metazoa; Chordata; Mammalia; Rodentia; Bathyergidae
Gene: Foxl1
Product: forkhead box L1
Biological process (GO): cell differentiation; regulation of transcription by RNA polymerase II; anatomical structure morphogenesis
Molecular function (GO): RNA polymerase II cis-regulatory region sequence-specific DNA binding; DNA-binding transcription factor activity, RNA polymerase II-specific
Source: RefSeq, a predicted model, not a curated record
UUUGCCUUAGAGUUUGCAAGAUGCGCCUGGACCACGCGCGUUCCCGAGAGUCAGGGCCGUGCGUGCUGGAGGCACCCGGCGAGCCCUGGGAGGGCUGCGUGGCGCAGAGGUGAGGGAGAGGUGGCAGCGUGAUGCCAGUUUAUCCAGGGGCCUGGAUCUAUCUGAGCGGGAGCAGAGGCUGGGAGCUGGGUCCCUCUACACCAGGGCUCGCUGGAGGCGUCGAUGUGGAGCGCCCGGAUGACCUCGGUGUCUCUGGAGCAAAGGCAGGGGCACCAAGGCCCCUUUUCUGCCCUAGGGUUGAAAGGGGUGCAGCGAUGGGGUUCCCGAGAGGACAGCGCCCCGCUCCAUCCCGGCCAGGUCGGGGCAUCUCCAGGACUGGCCAGGGGCCAGUGGUGCUCUUGGCCAAAGUUAGAAACGAGCGCCUUCCGGGGAGACCUGGAGGGCCUCUCGGGCCGGACCUGCGCCCCAGGCAGGGCCUGCACCCAAACCGGCUUUGCGACCCCAAUUGCAGCUUCCUUUUUGGUAUUUCAAACGUGCCCUCUUCCCAGCUGUCUGUGGCUUCCAAGGGCCGGGCUUUGGAGCCCCACACACUUCGUUGCUUUCUAGACUCCUCACCUGGGAGUGGGAGGCCGCCUGAGCAGCGCAGGAGCCCCAGCCUGGCAACCCUGACAGCGGCUGGCGGUCAGAGCACCUGUAGUCCUCUGCAGUCCUCCCCAGUCCUCUCCAGCAGGGCUGGCCCUGGCCACUUCUACGCCCACCUCCUACCUCACCCCUCCCUCUGGUCUUCGGCAUCCCUCCACUUUGCACGAAACGAAGCACUAAUUCAGUUAUCCGCCGUGUUCUCUUUUUCCUUUAAAAGAAUACUCCGCAGAUCAGAAACCUAAGUGGUCACGCUAUAUGCCCAGCCCCCGCCUUGGUGGAGAGGGGGAGGGGACAGCUUGGUGGGGUCAAUAGCACGCAGGAUUUUCGAUUCAGAGUGCAAUGUGUGCUAAAUGUAAAGCAAAACCGGAGUGGGGGUACUUGCACCCUAGGGCGGGUGUGGGGGGCCGUCGGGCUUCCCAAAUGCUUAAUGUAAUCACGGGCCAGCUGCGUGCACUUGUAAAGUUGUUAUAACCCCCUCCUUGUUAUAAACAGGAAAGCACAGAAUAUAAAGCAAAAGACCAGCAUUCACAAAUACCCGCCCUCCCCUGCCAGCUGCCAAAUUCCCCUUUUACGGUGCUCCUAGCUGGCGACCUUGACUUCACCGGAGACCUUCUGCUGCCCUCAGCUCACCACACGGGCUCAUUCGAAGCCUUUCUCCAGGGAGCUAUGGACCAGGUGCCCAGGGCCCUCGGCACCCCUCCCAGAGAGGCUGGGCUCCUGGGUCCACCCCUCCCCUGGUCCCUGGGCCCGCUGGGCAUCUGGGGCCCUGCAGAGUGCCUGCCUGGGACAGGGUGACGGUGUGACGACCCAGAAUCUCUCCAGGGAGGGCUUCUCAUCAGGCAAAAAACCUUCUCUCCUCCCUCUCACCAGGGGAUAAAAUGUUUCCAGGAUACCCGCUUCCCGCUCCCCCCCAAGCUUUUCUCCAGUCUCCCUCUAGCUGGGGAAGAAGAAAAGACCUUUUGUGGGGGCUCUGGGUUCAGGGGCUCCCCCAGCCAGCAGUAGAAGGCAGCCUGGGUUCCCUGCCCCCAGCUCCAUCCCUCCUUCCUGGCCGCGGGAGCUGAGGGAGCGCAGAUCCUGCCUGCUGACUGUGUGUGCUCACAGCGUCAAGGGGUGGACGUGAUAUUUCAAACAUCAGAUCAGUGCGUUUAUAUAUUGGGUGCCCGGAAAUUUUUCCAAAUAAACACAGCUUGAUUCAACUUGGGUGGGCGGACUUAUCAACAGACUAAUUCUAUAAACAAAUGAAGGAAUAGCCCCGAAAACCAUUGGCUGGUAUCAAAAAGACACGUGGAGGGAAAAGCUUGGAGUUUUUCAGCAAUGAAAUUUUAAUUAAUGUGGGUGGGCUGAGAACAUAACGACUGUUUAUCAUAGACAAUUUAUUUUCCAGGGCUAAGUCAACAUAUAAUAGCAAACUUACAACAAUUAUUUAACAUUUUUAAAGCCAUGAAGAAGGGACAGAGCGCGCAGCGGCUGGGGAGAGCGGCAGAGCGCAGGGCAGAGGCACGGAGGGCUCCCGGGAGGGCCCUGGCGCGGCGCGGGCCCUAAGCUCCAGCGGGUUCGCUCAGCAUGAGCCACCUCUUUGGUCCCCCGGUGCCAGCUCUGGCCGCCUCAUCCAUGCUCUAUCUGUACGGCCCGGAAAGGCCCGGGCUGCCCCUGGCCUUCGCCCCUGCGGCCGCUCUGGCUGCCUCGGGCAGGGCAGAGCCACCCCAAAAGCCGCCUUACAGCUACAUCGCGCUCAUCACCAUGGCGAUCCAGGACGCGCCCCAGCAGAGGGUCACACUGAACGGCAUCUACCAGUUCAUCAUGGACCGCUUCCCCUUCUACCACGACAACAGGCAGGGCUGGCAGAACUCCAUCCGCCACAACCUCUCGCUCAACGAGUGCUUCGUCAAGGUGCCACGCGAGAAGGGGCGGCCGGGCAAGGGCAGCUACUGGACGCUGGACCCUCGCUGCCUGGAUAUGUUCGAGAACGGGAACUACCGGCGCCGGAAGAGGAAGCCCAAGCCCGGAGCCGGGGCCCCGGAGGCCAAACGGGCCCGCGCGGAGCUGCAGGAACGCGGCGCGGAGGCGCAGCUGCCCGUGGGGAGCGGGGAGGGGCGUGCGGGCGCCAGGACCCCCGGCCACCAGGCGGCCGCCGCGCGCCCCUCGACCCCCGGGGAGAGCCGCUCUCCGCCGGCGCCCCUGCGCCGGCCGGGGCCCAAGUUCGAGGACGAGGACGCGGGCAACGCAGCGCAGGGAGCAGCAACCACGGCGGCUUGCGUGGCAGCGCCAGCGCGCACGGAGGACGACCCGGGGUCCCCUCCGCGCCCCGCCUCCCGCAGCUCCCCGAAGAGCACUGACAGGUCCGCGAGCUUCAGCAUCGAUAGCAUCCUGGCGGGAAGGCAGGGCCAGAAGCCGGCCGGAGGGAGUGAGGGCCUGGGGGCCGCCAAGCCGGGGCCCGGAGCUCUGGGCUCCUCGCUCCUGGCCGCCUCCUCGGGACUCCGGCCGCCUUUCAACGCCUCCCUCAUGCUCGAUCCGCACGUCCAGGGCGGAUUCUUCCAGCUGGGGAUCCCUUUCCUCACCUACUUCCCUCUGCAGCUUCCUGACCCCGCGCUCCCCUUCCAGUAGAGCCGGCAGCCCGCGGCGGCUCUUUCCCUGGCCUCGUCGGGCCCUCGGAGCCGCGGCCAGACUCCCGGAGAGGAAUGAGCUUCGAUGGGUCCACGCUGGGUUCCGGGCAGCGCCGCUGCGGCGAGUGGGCGCGCUCCUUCGGAGGGACUUGCCCAGCAGGCAGCGGCUUCUGGAUUGCGAAGACCCCUCCCGGGCGACCUGGGCGCCCAGGCGGCCACCGGAGCCGGCGCAGGAGAAUUCCCUGCCCUUAAGGGCAACUGAAGGUUGAUCCGCGCCUGCACCGGCCCAGGCCCAGGCCGACCCGAGGGUGGGACCCACAGCCCUGGGGGUCUUUUCCACCGGAAGCGCAGGGUUACCCUCGCGUUCAGUCUGCAGCCCUUAGAGGCCUGGGUCCCCUUUGCGGACGAGCGCGGGUUGGUGGGAGGAUCGGGGGCGUAGGCCUGGUUAGCAUUUCCGACCAGCGUUAGGUAGAAACCAAGAAACCACCGCCAGUGCAGUAGUGUUUUACAUAGAGAAGUUUCUUCGUGAUUUCUUUCUGGACAGUAAAAGCAACAGGGGUUACUCUUUGCCUCAAUGCUCAGCUCUUUUUCCUGUAAUGCCCGACAGCUUCUAUAAGGCACAGCCUGUGUAACUCAGCGUCUUGUCGCGUUGUGAUGUCAGUGCCAUGCCCCCUGCGCCUGUUCCUGGAGAGCCCACACCCCAGCUUUUGCUUUAGGGAAUCAGAAGAUUUCAGGGGAGCCGGGGAGCCGGGGAGGGUGUGGGGAAGGACACAGGCACGUCACAGUUUUGAUUUCCAGGAUUUAUCAAGAUCUAGGUCUGGUUUUUACAACAUUUUCCAGAAUCAUGUAAUGAAGGACCUCAUUUAGUUACAAAAAUGGAGUGAAACACAAAAAGCAGAUGGAGAGUGGGGUGGGUUAAUGUUGGGGGGAGCCAGGGAACUGGCUGAGGUGUAGGGUGGAUGGGGUUCCUCCUUGCAAGCCCCAAGCAGGCCUGGAGGCCGACCUUAAACCCCGGGGAGUCUGCAGCUGGGAUCUGAGUCAGAAAUGGUGAUGUUCACGUCCAGGCCACGGAAAGCUGUGGGGAAUCCUCCCUGACUGUGGCGUGUCUUCUGGAACGAGCUCCUGAGCUCUGAAGUUUGCUUUCCUGAACCCCAGAGGAGCCUUCAUUGUAUCUGGUGUAGGAGAAGCAUAAAACAUCGCGAGUUCUUGGGCUUCCAAUAACUGUUUAAGUACUUCCUGGGACAUGCAUGAAAAUGCUUGUGGGCUUUAGAUCAAGAAGGCCUGCCACUAGGCCUGUUGGCAAGGAAGCUGCAGGCAGGGAGGCAUCGCACCUGCAGGCACAGAGGGGCCUUCUGAGAAUUGGCCCUGCAGCCACACUGAGCCGAGGGCUGCUGACCGGACACUGUCUGGAAUGGGGAGGACUCUGCCCAGACCAGUGGGAAGGCUUUGGCGGGCUUAGGGUGAGGGGUUUAGGGAGCUCUGCUGAGACCCCACCGGUGAGGCCCAGGCCCAGUGUAAUCCACGUGAAAUGUAGCAGAAGGGCCGUUGCUGGGUGUUCUGUUAUCCUAAACCCCCAGCCUCUGUGAAUAAAGUUGU